Messenger RNA from Triplophysa rosa, 2126 nucleotides. It is a transcript of the gene ccdc93, whose product is annotated as coiled-coil domain containing 93. The transcript is spliced from 23 exons. NCBI's taxonomy places the organism in Eukaryota, Metazoa, Chordata, Actinopteri, Cypriniformes, Nemacheilidae. The record is from RefSeq and is a predicted model, not a curated record. The coding region runs from base 29 to 1927 and encodes 632 amino acids. Gene Ontology annotation, biological process: Golgi to plasma membrane transport.
CGCCGUCACGUGACACGUCGUGAUCAUCAUGGCGGCCACCUCUGUUUUCCAGAGAGUGAGGACGGGCUCGAAAAUAGGAGCUCAGUAUGAUCAAGAUGGAAAUCUCAUCAAGGUGGAGACACGUGAGGAUGAGGAGCAGAGCAUCAAGCUUGCGGAGAUUUUGGAGUUGUUGCUAGCGGCUGGUUAUUUCAGAGCACGCAUUAAAGGACUAUCACCAUUUGACAAGGUGGUCGGAGGAAUGACCUGGUGCAUAACGACGUGCAACUUUGAUAUAGACGUUGAUCUGCUCUUCCAGGAAAAUUCCACCAUUGGACAGAAAAUUGCUUUGACGGAGAAGAUUGUGUCGGUUCUGCCCAAAAUGAAAUGUCCUCACAGGCUGGAGCCUCAUCAGAUCCAAGGGUUGGAUUUCAUCCACAUCUUCCCUGUUGUACAGUGGUUGGUAAAAAAGGCAAUUGAAACCCGGGAAGAGAUGGGGGAUUAUGUCAGAUCAUAUUCCAUCUCUCAGUUCCAGAAAACGCACGCGUUCCCUGAGGAUGAUGAGUUUGCAGUGAGGAAGGAAAAAGCCAUCAGCACUUUGGUGAAUGUGUGUGGGGUGUAUGCUCCUCAGAGGCGAUAUAAACGUCAGGUGGACGCAGGUGAGCUAUUGGAUGAGGAGUCUCGGGUUCACUCCACCUUGCUAGAGUUUGGCAGGCGCUAUGGAUUCAGCAAACAGGUUAAAGCAGGCACAGCAACGGAGCAGAAGCAGGUGUCGGCUCAGGGCACACAGGCUGUGCCUCCUGGAAUGACCCAAGUAUCUGAAGAAGAGGACAUGCAGGCAGCAGAGGAGCUCAGAAUUAAAGCCUUGAUGACUGGAAUGGCUGCCAUGGCAACAGAGGAGGGGAAGCUGUCGGCUAGUACAGUUGGGCAGAUUGUUGGCCUACAAUCCGAAGAGAUCAAGCAAAUUGUCACAGAAUAUGCUGAAAAGGCCGAGCGUUCAGCCGAGGAUCGACCCGAGAGAUUUGGACCCGCACAGCAACACCGCCGUCAGCUGGCAUCACUCAAUAAACAAAUCGCACAAAAAAACAAAGAACUGAAAGGGCUGCAGGUCAAGCAGCAGGAGAUCAGAGCAGCAUGUGAGGAUGCUAAACUCAAACUAGCAGAGGCCACCACAUGCACUGAAAAGCUGGAGAAAGAGCUAAGCUCUCUGGAGGAUGUGGAAUGCCAGGCGGAUUCUGGGGUGCUGGAGAAACUUCGUACUCUAGUGGCCAUGAAUGAAAACCUGAAACACCAAGAGCAAACAUUCCGUGCUCACUGUCGCGAGGAAAUGACCCGUCUGCAGCUGAGCAUUGAGGAGCUGAAGAUGGAGUCUGGAGAUGAAGGCGACGACAAAAAGGAGAUGAAUCUGUUGAUUGAUCAGCAGUCUGCAGACAGAGAAAAGCUGCAGAAGAUUCGUCUGCUCAUGGCUCGGAGGAACCGUGAGAUCGCCAUCCUGCAGAGAAAGAUUGAUGAGGUUCCUAGCAGAGCGGAGCUGACGCAGUAUCAGAAGCGCUUCAUUGAACUGUAUAGCCAAGUUUCUGCAACACAUAAGGAGACAAAACAGUUCUUUACGCUGUACAACACACUAGAUGACAAAAAAGUUUACCUGGAGAAAGAGGUCAAUCUACUGAACUCCAUACACGAUCAUUUUCACCAGGCCAUGGCUUCUUCAGGAGGUAAAGAGCAGUUUCUUAGACAGAUGGAGCAAAUUGUGGAAGGAAUCAAACAGAGCCGUAUGAAGAUGGAAAAGAAACGGCAGGAGAAUAAGAUGCGCAGAGAUCAGCUGAAUGAUGAUUAUCUGGAACUGCUGGACAAGCAGAGACUCUACUUUAAAACCGUCAAAGACUUUAAAGAGGAGUGCCGCAAGAACGAGAUGCUCUUAUCUAAACUGAGAGCAAAGGGAGCUUCAUAACAGCUGGAAACAACCAAUAACAAUACACAAAGUGGCACUUCAAACAAAUCACAUUCCUUCAUAUUUGUUUCAUUGUUUUAAUGCAGACUGAUGCUGAGAUAAGAGCUGUUCUCAUAUUGAUAAAGCACACAUACAUUGGGUGUGUAAGCCUGGGCAGGUUCAUGUCAGAAGUGAAACAUGUUAGUACUGUUAAACCUUU